This is a messenger RNA of Hordeum vulgare subsp. vulgare (domesticated barley), 668 nucleotides long. Its product is annotated as cyclin-dependent protein kinase inhibitor SMR4-like. Lineage: Eukaryota; Viridiplantae; Streptophyta; Magnoliopsida; Poales; Poaceae. The record is from RefSeq and is a predicted model, not a curated record. The coding region runs from base 71 to 337 and encodes 88 amino acids. Gene Ontology annotation, biological process: regulation of DNA endoreduplication. The transcript has a single exon.
CGGCUCUCACCAACUGAGCAGUAGCUCGAACAAAAGGAUCAAGAAGAUAGCUAGAGCAGGGGCUGAGGACAUGGAGGUGGAGUAUGGAUGCGAGGGUGUGAUGCGGAUGGCCGUGGAGGAGGAGCAGGGGUGGGAGACGCCGAGGAGGGACGACUGCCGCAUCCCGGCGGUGCCGACGUGCCCGCCGCCGCCGCCGAGGAAGAAGCCCGCGGUGGAGCUCGGCAGGGCGGCGCCGCGCCGGGAGCCGCCCAAGGGCGGCUACUUCCAGCCGCCGGACAUCGAGUCCCUCUUCAUGCUCGCGCCGCCGCGCAGGCACGCCGCCUCCACCUGCGCGUAAUAAGGAUAUAUAGUGAUCCUCUCCUCUGCAGACGUACUACAGCGACUAGCUGUCUCCUAGGGAUGUCUCUUGCACAUUUUGUUUUGGGUUUGGAGAGAGGAAGAUGUGCGUGCGUGCGUGCGUGCAUCCCUCUUUUGCUACAACUCCUGGUGCGAAAAUUGUACUAGCAUCAAGAAUAUGGCUGCUUGCUGUGUCCUGUGCAGUGUGUCCCAGGCCAUAGGUAGGUAGGUAGGUGUAGGUAGUUGGGGGAUUAGGAGUAGGGAAAGGUUCGAAAGUGUAGCCCGUGUAAAUGUGUUCUUUGCAAGCUGGGAAAAAGUUGUUCCUGCAAAAA